AUGAAUGACCCAAGGACCACCGUCACACUCGACCAACGCAGCGUCAGAGAUGAGAAGGUCGAUGUUGCUCAAUCAGAAUAUAUGGUCGAAUCCGACAAGGAGUCUCAUGAGCCUCUCGACUACUCUGGUGCUCAUGAGAAGACCGACCCUGCCGAAAUCAAGCUCGUCAAGCGACUCGAUCUCUUCAUCAUGCCAACAUUAUGGGCUAUGUACUGGUUGAAUUAUCUCGAUCGAAACGCCAUUGCACUUGCUCGACUAGACAACCUCCAGAAAGACCUCAAGUUGACCAGCGCACAAUACCAAACAUGUGUCUCCAUCUUGUUCGUUGGUUACAUUCUUGGUCAAGUUCCGUCAAACAUGCUGCUUACCCGAGUUCGACCUUCCUGGUAUAUGGCUUCCUGCAUGUCUCUCUGGGCCGUGGUCAGUGCUCUGACUGCGUUGGCAAAAGACUACAAGGGACUACUGCUUACACGAUUCUUUCUCGGCGUCGUUGAAGCUCCAUACUAUCCCGGUGCUCUUUAUAUUCUCGGUAUUUUCUACACUCGAAAGGAGAUUGCUACCCGAAUUUCAAUUCUAUACACUGGUAACAUCCUCGCAACUGCAUUCGCUGGCCUCAUCGCACUCGGCAUCUUCGAGCUCAGUGGCGUGGCUGGCAUCAAGGGCUGGCAAUGGUUGUUCAUCAUCCAGGGAGCAGCUACGUUGCUUGUCGCUAUACUCUCCAUCCUCACCCUGCCAGACAACCCACUUACUACCAAAUGGCUAUCACCUGAACAGCGACAACUGGCCGAGUCGAGAAUCGUCAAGGACACAGUCGGUGGCAAGGCCAAGACCAGCACUUUUGCAGGUCUCAAGGAGGCUGCUAGCGACCCUAAGCUGUGGCUCUUUGCAUUCAUGCAACACAUGCAUUUGGCUGCCAACGGUUUCAAGAACUUCUUCCCUACUGCCGUCGAGACUCUAGGAUUCAACCGAACGAUUACUCUUGUUCUUACCUGCCCUCCAUACCUCAUUGCUGGUGCCAUCUCAGUUGCGUACUCUUAUAGUUCAGGAAGGUUCAACGAGAGAACAUGGCACAUCACAUGCGCCAAAGCGGUCGCAGUAUUCGGCUUUGUGCUCGGCUGCGCAACUCUCAACACUGGUGCACGCUACUUUGCUAUGAUCGUCUUUGCAAUCGGUACUUAUGCAGUCAACAGUAUCAUUCUCGGCUGGGUAGCCUCCACCUGUGGACAGACGAAGGAGAAGAAGGCAUCAUCGCUGGCGAUCGUCAACACGAUUGCAAACGUUUCCUUCAUCUGGACACCUUAUCUAUGGCCAAGUAGCGAUGAACCGCGAUACACCAUCGCCAUGACAUCGUCGGCUGCCUUCUCGGUUGCAACAGCAAGUGGCGCUUGGGUCAUGAAGUUCUGGUUGAUGAGACUCAACAAGAAUAUCAGGCAAUCCAAUGACGAAACAGUACUGAGAUUUGCUUAUUGA
This is a messenger RNA of Lithohypha guttulata, 1470 nucleotides long. RefSeq lists its product as uncharacterized. Gene Ontology annotation, biological process: transmembrane transport. The transcript is spliced from 2 exons. NCBI's taxonomy places the organism in Eukaryota, Fungi, Ascomycota, Eurotiomycetes, Chaetothyriales, Trichomeriaceae. Gene Ontology annotation, molecular function: transmembrane transporter activity. Gene Ontology annotation, cellular component: membrane. Bases 1 to 1470 code for a protein of 489 amino acids. The record is from RefSeq and is a predicted model, not a curated record.